CCACCAUCUUGGUCGCUGUGGAGGCCUGCUGGGAACAGGACUUCUAAAAUAUGGCUGGAAGGCUAUGGUCCAAGGCCAUUUUUGCUGGCUACAAGCGGGGUCUCCGGAACCAGAGGGAGCAUACAGCUCUUCUUAAAAUUGAAGGUGUUUAUGCCCGAGAUGAAACAGAAUUCUAUCUAGGCAAGAGAUGUGCUUAUGUGUACAAAGCAAAGAACAACACAGUGACUCCUGGUGGCAAACCGAAUAAAACUAGAGUAAUCUGGGGAAAAGUGACACGUGCCCAUGGAAACAGUGGCAUGGUUCGCGCAAAAUUCCGAAGCAACCUUCCAGCUAAGGCCAUAGGACACAGAAUCCGUGUGAUGCUGUACCCCUCAAGGAUUUAAAUAUACUGAAAGCCCAAUAAAAGUGGAUUUGUUCUUGUAAAAAAAAAAA
This is a messenger RNA of Talpa occidentalis (Iberian mole), 432 nucleotides long. RefSeq names its product 60S ribosomal protein L35a. Lineage: Eukaryota; Metazoa; Chordata; Mammalia; Eulipotyphla; Talpidae. Gene Ontology annotation, biological process: ribosomal large subunit biogenesis; cytoplasmic translation. Gene Ontology annotation, cellular component: cytosolic large ribosomal subunit; ribosome. The transcript has a single exon. Bases 51 to 383 code for a protein of 110 amino acids. The record is from RefSeq and is a predicted model, not a curated record. Gene Ontology annotation, molecular function: structural constituent of ribosome.